UUUGUGUGCGGUUUAAUGGAAUUGGGCAGGGCUGGAGUCAGCGAUUCUGCUUCGAGAGUACUGUCUAGAAAACGGCGGUAUGUUACGUUCCCUGAAGGCUCCAGUUUCUCGUGCGCCGGUUGCAUGACAGUCGGUAUGAUCGGCCAACCGGCCCCGUCCUCAGCUCCAGGAACCUUCAACUUCGGGCUCAACUGGGGUAUCGCCUACGAGCUGCCCAAUGCCACAGAGACCCUGGCGGCAUAUCACAAGAAGUACAGGCUGGGCAAGCCGAUGGCGCAGAGGAGGAGCAGGAGAGACUUGUAUGAGAAGCUGGAAGCUAUUCUCGAUAAUAUGGGGUACAGUGGCCGGCAAUGUAUCUUGAAAACCCUGUGUGAGACUACGCAACGUAUUGUGCCGCAUGGUCAGAACAUGGUGGAAGAGAUGUUCAGGACUCUUUUUACAUUACCAAUGUCAAAGGUCUUAUCCGAAGAGCCAAUCGAGCACGCCAUCUAUGACUCGGCACACCGCCUGGGUGUUCUUCUGGAGAGCUGCGACAUGUACACAUGUCCUCUCUCGCUGGUAGACUUGGCCCAGGGCUAUUAUAGUACACCGCCGUCCAAUCUUAACUCGGCGAGUCCGUGGGCCGCGUUCAACAGUAACUUUGGUUAAACGGGAU
Molecule: messenger RNA, 655 nt
Organism: Cydia strobilella
Lineage: Eukaryota; Metazoa; Arthropoda; Insecta; Lepidoptera; Tortricidae
Exons: 4
Coding region: 16-648 (210 amino acids)
Source: RefSeq, a predicted model, not a curated record